AUGCUUUAUCCUUCGUUAUCGAAUUUUUCGUAUUCUAUUAAUGACGACGGAACCAUCAAUUAUGGUGGUAAUACUACCCAGGAACAAGCAGCUGCAGUUAAUUUUGAAUUGCUCAUGCAAGAAAUUAAUACAUUGGCCAAACAUGAGCAAGAUCUUGUUGUUGAUGUAUGGAAUGCAAAAGGUGGGAUAGUCCGACAAAUCUCUUUACCAUUGUCAAAAUAUGAACCUACUGAUUCAUCAAACAAUUCCGAUGAAUCUGUCCAUCAAUUAUUUGUUAACAACUUCAAACAAUUGGGGUUGACUUUGGAAUCUCAGCAUUUGACUACAGCAACAUAUGUAUGGCGAAUCUUAGCAACACAUCAAGGUUCUCCAGCAUUCAUGUCCCAAUUAGUGCCAUAUUCAGAUUAUAUUAUUGGUUGUGAUUCAGCUUAUCCAACAGACACCAAUGGCAAGGGGUUGCUUACAAAAGGUGGCGAGUCUUUAUUGUCAAAAACAGUCUUGAAUUACUACAAUUAUCAUUAUUCAAUUUCCAAUGAAGAUAAUAUCCCAAUCACCCUUUAUGUGUAUAAUCACGAUUACGAUAUUUUGCGUCCAGUGACAGUGAAUCUCUCGCGUAGCUGGGGAACAGGAUACAAUCGAGGAAUCCUUGGGUGUGAUGUCGGAUAUGGCUUGUUACAUAGAAUCCCUGAAGUUGUUGGUAAAUUUGAUAACAAUUCAAUUGUUGAUGAUAUUCUUUUCGAGAAUAGCCAAAACCUUGGGUACCAACAACAACAAAGCUUGUCUCCACAACACUCUUCUUACAUCCCUGAAUCCGCUGAGAAUACCCAAGAGAACAAUAUAAUUAAUUCUCCACCACCAGUUAUGGGAGCAGGUGCCCCUCCUCGUGCAUCAACUAGAAAAAAGAAACAUGUUGCUGCUAAGGAUACCUUCGAAGGGCUAGAUGAUUACAUGAAUGAAGAAUUAGAAAAGUCGAAAAAAUUAGAUGUCGCUUCACAGCCGCAAAAUGCUUCAGGGACACCACCGCCACCUCCACCUCCUCAAAGUAGCAAAUAG
Molecule: messenger RNA, 1053 nt
Organism: Candida albicans SC5314
Lineage: Eukaryota; Fungi; Ascomycota; Pichiomycetes; Serinales; Debaryomycetaceae
Exons: 1
Coding region: 1-1053 (350 amino acids)
Biological process (GO): Golgi organization
Cellular component (GO): Golgi apparatus
Molecular function (GO): protein binding
Source: RefSeq, a predicted model, not a curated record